This is a messenger RNA of Fusarium odoratissimum NRRL 54006, 255 nucleotides long. RefSeq lists its product as uncharacterized. Lineage: Eukaryota; Fungi; Ascomycota; Sordariomycetes; Hypocreales; Nectriaceae. The record is from RefSeq and is a predicted model, not a curated record. The transcript is spliced from 2 exons. The coding region runs from base 1 to 255 and encodes 84 amino acids.
AUGUCUGGAACUCCCGUCAACUGCAGCUCCGUGGAUCCCAACCACAAGUACUGGGACUGCCAAAAGCCUAUCGGGGGUGGUGAGAAUUGCAAUACCGCCAACGAUGUCAAUGAGAAGGAAUGUAGGCUGUGUGGCUACAAAAUUGAUGGUUCGAUGAGGAUAAUGGCAGUGGAUGAUAAUAAAAAGAUUAUCGGAGAGCUCCACAGCGUCGACCCCCAAACUGGUGAGAUGACUUGGGAGUAUGGGGAUUUUUGA